AUGGCCACUCCAAUCGAGACCCGCCUAUUCAUCAACAACGAAUAUGUAGAAGCCAAAUCAGGCCAAACCAUCCAAGUCCACAACCCGGUCGACGGCAGCCUCAUCGCCAGCAACAUCCAUGUCGCCGGCGAAUCAGACGUCGACGACGCGGUAGCCGCAGCCACAAAGGCGUUCAAGGAAGGACCCUGGAGUCAAUUCACAGGCACACAGAGAGGAAAAUUACUAUAUCGAUUUGCAGAUCUAUUGGAGCAGAAUCUCGAUGAGGUUGUGCGUUUGGAGUCGUUGGCGAUGGGGAUUCCUGUGGGUGGAGCGAAGAUGAUUGCGCAGAAGAUUCCGGCUUAUUUUAGAUACUAUGCUGGAUAUGCCGAUAAACUAGAAGGUGAUGUGUUUCCACCCGAGGAAGGGAGUUACAACUUUGUCCAGUAUGAGCCCCUGGGGGUUGUGGCUUGUAUCGCUGCAUGGAACACUACAUAUCUCUACUAUGCAUGGAAAAUCGCUCCAGCUCUAGCAGCAGGAAACACAGUCAUCUUCAAAACAUCCGAAAAAUCACCCCUGGGAGGUUUGUUUAUUGGUAAACUUUUUGUCGAAGCAGGCUUCCCUCCUGGCGUCGUCAACCUUGUCACCGGCGCCGGUCAAACGGGUCAUUUACUCGCUGCCCAUCCCAAGAUUCGUAUGAUCUCAUUCACGGGUUCCAUCAACACCGGUCGUAAGGUCCAAGAAGCCGCGGCAAAAAGUAAUCUAAAGAAAGUUUCUUUGGAGCUGGGCGGUAAGAGUCCUGCAAUUGUCUUUGAGGAUGCGGAUUUGGCGAAUGCUGUGCCUAAUCUUGCUCAUGGCUUCCUGUUCAAUUCAGGACAAGUCUGCGCCGCCGCAACCCGCCUCUACAUCCACGAAUCAAUCUCCGACAAAUUAAUCCCCAUCCUAAAAUCAACCUUCGAAUCCAUCUCCCAAGGUCUCGGCUCCUCCCCCCUCGAUCCAAACACCUUCAUCGGCCCCGUCGCAGACUCAGCCCAAUUCGAAAAUGUAAUGCGCUACAUCGCCGAGGGUAAAAAGACCGCCCAACUAAUCACGGGAGGGAAUCAAAAGGGCGAUAAGGGUUUUUUCAUUGAACCUACUAUCUUCUACGAGCCAAAUCCCAAUGCGAAGAUUAUCAAGGAAGAGAUUUUUGGACCUGUGUUGGUUGUUCAGACGUUCAAGACGGAGGAGGAGGUUAUUGCGAUGGCGAAUGACACGGAGUAUGGGUUGUCUGCAUCUAUAUACACUGAGAAUAUCUCACGUGCAUUAAGAGUUGCAAGUAAGAUUGAAAGUGGCAGUGUGGCUAUUAACUGCGCCUUCAGACCGGAAAAGUCCACGGCGUUCGGAGGGUAUAAGCAGAGUGGGAAUGGUACGAGGGAGUCUGGGAAGUAUGGAUUACAUGACUUUAUGCAGGCCAAGACGAUUCAUGUUAAGCUUUAA
Molecule: messenger RNA, 1452 nt
Organism: Talaromyces stipitatus ATCC 10500
Lineage: Eukaryota; Fungi; Ascomycota; Eurotiomycetes; Eurotiales; Trichocomaceae
Product: aldehyde dehydrogenase, putative
Exons: 8
Coding region: 1-1452 (483 amino acids)
Molecular function (GO): aldehyde dehydrogenase (NAD+) activity
Source: RefSeq, a predicted model, not a curated record